AUGUCCAAUUCUUCACUGUACGAGCAAUUGCCGCUUCCAUCAGAGGAGCAGACUAUCAGAGUCCUUUCCAUAGAGCCGGGAACCAAGGGCACUAUGGUCAAAGCCUCGAUGUUCAAGUUGGAUCUCAAUGACCCCCAGCGACCCCCAUACAACACACUCUCUUACACAUGGGGCGAACCAACUAUUGUCGACCAGAUCAUGGUCAACAGCAAGCCUAUUGGAGUGGGAGCAAACUUAUUCCAAGCGCUACAGCACAUUCGUUCCUCCGAGUCACCGAUUGAUAUCUGGAUAGACGCCAUCUGCAUCAACCAGACAGACAACAAAGAAAAGGCCCACCAGGUAUCACAAAUGGACCUGGUCUAUCGACUAUGUGAGCAAGUCUAUAUCUGGCUAGGCUGCUCAGAGGCUUCCAGUACGGUUGACAAUAACCCCUUCGCACUUGUGGAACAUUUCGCCGCCAACAAGCAUUUCCACGACCUGCCAGGCUACUAUAAAGAUGUCACCACCGGCCUCUGGAGUUGCGACACCGAACAUGUGGAGUUUACCUCCAUGUGGAAAGCAUUUGACCUUGUUGCCAGUAGCCCAUGGUGGCAUAGAGCUUGGACAGUACAAGAAGCUGUCCUGCCAGCCAAGGCUGUGGUGAUAUAUGGCACUUGGAAGACUUUGUGGGAAACCUUUGACCUCUGUGAAAGCUACCGAUUGGAACAUCUGUCCAACUAUAGCGCAGAGUGCUGUGGCAAGUCAUACGAAGCGGUAGGUGUAAGUCGAGGGUUUCCCAUGGAUCAAGUCAUGGGAUACGUCGCUUCGCUGAAGCGAUCGCGCGGCGGUGCGCAAGGCUACAAAAGCUUUUCUGAUAUCAGCUUUGCGUUCAUGAACCGCCAAUGCUUCAACCCUAGGGACAAGAUAUACUCUCUCCUGGGAUUUGCGGGCUCGGCUGCAGCCUCCCUCUAUCCGGACUACACGAAAGAAGUCUCAGAAGUAUACACUGAGGCGUUUCGCAAAAUGAUGGAGGAGAACGAUAUGAGUCCUCGGUGCUUACUUGGCGAAGGCUUCAAUAGUCACAAGUUCAACUUGCCCUCCUGGGUGCGCGAUUUCUCGGUCAGUUUUGAUUCAAAGUUUCAGCUUGGUCGUGCUCAAGGAGCGUAUAACCUCUUCAAAGCCUGUGGAGAUAAACAAGGGAAGCUCGAAUGGACAGACGGCAAGUCACUACUAGCAAAAGGAAUGCUGGUUGACCAAGUCAAAGCUGUUGCCACAUGGGUCUCGUCUUCAAAUCCGGAUAACUUGAAAGAAAUCCUUGAUGAUUGGCGUCGGACUUGUGAAGACAACGGAGUCAAGGUCAGCACUGAGCAGAGAGACGAAGUGUUUGCCCGGGUCUUGUGUGGCGAGGUCACAGAGCAAGCUUAUGGUCAAAAGCUACUCGAGGAGGAUGACAUUGAUCUUCCCAACGAUGCACAGUGGAGUGUUUACCUAGGAGAAGGAAACGCCCGUGCUCUUCCCCGAAAAUAUAGGAUAGCUAUUGGGUCGACUAUAGAUAGGAAGGUUCUCUAUGUAACCUCCUCAGGGCGUGUUGGUCUGUCGUGCCCCGGCAUCACCGUUGGAGAUGAAGUUUGGGUCGUCUAUGGUUCGAAUGUACCCUUCAUACUGAGGCGUCAGUCUGGAGCAGGCAUUGAGCACCGUUUAGUGGGGGAGACGUAUCUUCAUGGGGUCAUGCAUGGACGUUGCGUGGGAGACGACGAUUCAGGUGUAGACUUGUGUCUUGUGUAG
Molecule: messenger RNA, 1764 nt
Organism: Trichoderma reesei QM6a
Lineage: Eukaryota; Fungi; Ascomycota; Sordariomycetes; Hypocreales; Hypocreaceae
Exons: 1
Coding region: 1-1764 (587 amino acids)
Source: RefSeq, a predicted model, not a curated record